CUCCCUGUGUCUCCUCCUCUCCGCUCCAACCAGGAAACACCGAGGAGUCUGCCUCUCUUUAGCCGCUCCUCUCCGCCCCGGGCUGCGGGGCUAGAUGCGCCUUUUUCGUCGGUUUUUCUCCUUUUUUAUUUCACUAGUUUGACUUUAAUCGUCGAGCUUCAGCUGUGAAGUGAGAAGAAGAGAGUGGAGGAGAAGAUCUCCACUGGCCGAACAAUGAGUGAGUCCAGUAUCUGCCAGGCUCGGGCCACUGUGAUGAUCUAUGACGAUGGCAAUAAGAAGUGGCUGCCGGCGGGAACUGGAGCCCAGACCUUCAGCAGAGUCCAGAUCUACCACAACCCCACAACCAACGCCUUCAGGAUCGUGGGACGCAAGAUGCAGACGGACCAGCAGGUGGUUAUAAACUGUCCAAUCGUGAGAGGUCUGAAGUAUAACCAGGCCACGCCCAACUUCCACCAGUGGCGGGACGCCCGGCAGGUGUGGGGGCUCAACUUCGGCAGCAAAGAGGACGCGACUCUAUUCGCCAACGGCAUGUCUCACGCUCUGGAGGUGCUCACCUCUAUGGCAGAUGCAGGCUAUGCGACCCUCCCCCGCCCCGUCUCCAACGGACCCACUCCAGAAGAGCUUGAACAACAGAGAAGGUUGGAGCAGCAGAGGCUGGAGCAGCAGGAACGGGAGCGCCAGGAGAGAGAGAGACAGGAGCGGGAACGUCAGGAGAGAGAGAGACAGGAGAGAGAAAGACAAGCUGCUGCAGUCCCGAUUCCUCCACCUCCACCUCCUGCUGGAGGCCCCGCUCCUCCACCUCCUCCUCCACCUCCUCCUCCUCCUCCAGGACCUGGUAUCCCUCCCCCGCCGGGACCACCUCCCCCUUCCUCUGGAGGACCUCCACCAGCCCCACCCCUGCCUCUUCCAGGAGGAGGAGGAGGAGGAGGAGGAGGAGGUGGAGGAGGAGGAGGUGGAGGAGGAGGAGGUGGAGGAGGAGGAGGAGGAGGAGGAGGUGGACUUGGAGGAGCAGGGGGCUUGGCAGCUGCCUUAGCAGGAGCUAAACUCCGCAAAGUAUCCAAGCAGGAGGAAGGAGCUCCUGCAAUCAGCAGAGCUGACUCCAGCCGCAGCAGCAACUCUGGAGGAGGUGGAGGAGGAGGAGGAGGAGGAGGUCUGAUGGGUGAAAUGAGUGCCAUUCUGGCACGAAGGAGGAAAGCUGCAGACACUGGAGAGAAACCUGCUGUGAAGACCCAAGAUAAUGAUGAUUCAGAGCCUCAAGGCCAAAGUGACACCCUGAGGAGACCGUGGGAGAAGUCGUCUAUGACGAGGAAUAACUCCAUCUCCAAGAGCAUGGACUCCACCCCCCCAUUGUCCCAAGGGUCCAGGCCAAAACCUGCAGGCAACAACAGCAAUGAUACAGGUGGGAUGGAUGACUCCGAUUUAGAGAAAAUGAAACAGGAGAUCCUGGAAGAGGUUCGGAAAGAACUACAAAAAGUCAAGGAGGAAAUUAUCGGAGCUUUUGUUCAGGAGCUGCAGAAGAGAAGCACAUAGUUGUGCCGAGCGUCAGGUGUAACGAGGGAUGAGAUAGAUAGAGGGACCUCUCCUCCACUCUGCCCUCCCAUGUAGCCCAGGGAUUUCCCUUUCUCUCCUACACAUUUUCUCUUUUCUCUCUCUCUUAUUACACCAACACGUGAGCAUACUUGCUUAUGUGUACAUCAUGCAUAUUCACUUCAUGUAAGCGGUAACCCAGGGAGCCUCCUCGCGUCGCCAUCCGUCACUUUUCACCAUCACUCACUAAUAUUAGUGGCGGUGAUCCCAUCUCUCCCAUCUCUACCAUCUCUCCCAUCUCUCCCCCGUUCAUUCAUCCCGUCCCCUCGUCUCCUCGGUGUCCAUCUGAACCAACUCGGAGCACACAGCCACACUGUAAAAAGGUCUAAAAACCAGAUAAAACAGUAAAACAUAGGGAAAUGAUCUUGCUACAUGGACAGAUAAUUUACCUUGACAAGAUUUCUUAAAUUAAGAUUAUUAAAUCUAGAAAUAAGCAUGUUGAACACCUAAAAUAAGAAAUUAACUCUUAAAACCAGAUAAAUGAUCUAACACUUCUAAAUCUUAAGUUGUUUUUUUUAUCUUGGUAAGAACCAAAUAAUCAUCAGGUCACUCUGCUCGGGCCAGUUCAUCACUGCUGGCAGCUUUAAUUUAUCUGGUUUUAAGAGUUAAUUUAUUAUUUUAAGUGUUCAACAUGCUUAUUUCUAGAUUUAAUAAUCUUAAUUUAAUAAAUCUUGUCAAGGUAAAUUAUCUGUCCAUGCAGCAAGAUGAUUAGUGUUUUAUCUGGUUUUUAAACCUUUUUUGCAGUGCAGCCACAGUUGCUCUUCCAUUGGUCAUCAUGUACACUCAUCAUAACCCUCUUUUCUGCAGAAAUCCUGCUACUUGUGUCUUCUCCCUUCUGCUAUCAGACGCACCAUUUACUGAUAGAGCAGUCUUCAGUAUUCAGGGACAACGUAUAAGUCACAUUUACUGUAAUAGCAAGAUGCUGGGAGGCUUGUUCUCUCUUUCUCAGUUGGCAAACAAUAGUUUAACCUCAAACACUGCUGUGGGUAGGUUUGUUCAGACAUCUGCUGUUAGGUUAUUGUCUCUAAUGGUAGUUAGAGGUGGAACAACAACAAUAAUGGAGGAUGGAUCAGAGACCCCAGCUCCCUGACUACUGCAGUCAGGUGGACUUUCAGCUCCCAGCAACUAAAGAACUAAAGAACUAAAAGAGCACAACACAAGCCUUCACUGCUGCAGAGAGGAAGAGGAGACAAGCAGAGGGACUCUGAUGGACAACCUGAGUGUGUUGUAGUUUUAUGAUGUGUGAGAAAUGUAUUCUCUUUGCAUUGCACUUGUUCCAGAGGAAGUGUGUCUGUGUGCCACACUGCCUUGACAGACUAUUCCCUCUCACUCUGAAUGAGAUAUUUGUUGGCCGGCGCUCCUCCACUGUUAUUAUUUUCUUCCAUUCUAGCUAUGUUUUCUAACUCUGAAACAUGAAUAAUGGCCAUGAUGAGGUCAAUUAAUUUGGCCAUGACCAACUGCCUUGAGAAUAAAUAUAUAAAUAUAUAUAUAUAUAAGGAAAAAUAUAUAUUUGUUUUGAGGGAAAAUGUUAGCAAAAAUGAAAUGGUGUUUCUAUUUUAAUUGAAAUGACUGGUGAAUGGGGAUUUUGUUUUCCUUUUUUUUCAAUGAUUGUUUUCUUAUGAAAUGUUAUUUUGGGUUUACUGUUUCUUUUUUCUAAUAGAGUCUAGGCUUUUUACACUGAAAUAUUAAGAAAACAGCUUAGAGACACUGGAUUAGAAAUGCCUUUAUAGUCGAAUACAGCUGCUUCUUGAAAUGCA
Centropristis striata (black sea bass) is the source of this 3344-nucleotide messenger RNA. It is a transcript of the gene vaspb, whose product is annotated as vasodilator stimulated phosphoprotein b. The transcript is spliced from 14 exons. Gene Ontology annotation, biological process: positive regulation of actin filament polymerization; neural tube closure; axon guidance. Bases 214 to 1530 code for a protein of 438 amino acids. The record is from RefSeq and is a predicted model, not a curated record. Lineage: Eukaryota; Metazoa; Chordata; Actinopteri; Perciformes; Serranidae. Gene Ontology annotation, molecular function: profilin binding; SH3 domain binding.